AUGACGGUGUUCUCCGCCAAGCAGGUGUUCCCGCUCGACUGCGAGGCCGAAGUGUCGCAGCGUCUCCUCCAAGCCUCACACUCCGGCGAUCUCCCCCUCGCCUUCCACUGCAUCGCCGAUCCGUCCGUCGAUGUCAACUUUACCGGCGCUGUCAUGUUGAAGACCGCUGCCACUGACCUCCUCCUCCUCCCGGAAUCCCCCAGCCAAGUCCGCCUCGACUUUCAGGAAUUCGUCUCCGACGUCACGCCGCUCUUUCUCGCCGUCCAUGCCGCCAACGCCGACCUCGUCAGGAAGUUACUGGUAAUGAACGUCACGCUUGUUGCCGUUCUCUCAGAUCCUGCUUACUCCUACAGUGUGGGAGCUGAUGUAAACCAGAAACUCUUCCGAGGCUUUGCAACUACUGCAGCUGUGAGGGAGGGUCACUUUAAAAUUCUUGAGAUCUUACUUAAAGCAGGGGCAUCGCAACCAGCAUGUGAAGAAGCUCUUAUUGAGGCAAGUUUCCAUGGCCAUGCAGGGUGUGUAGAAUUGCUCAUGAGCUCCGAUUUGAUCCGCCCUUAUGUCGCUGUACAUGCUCUUGUGACCGCAAGCUGCAGGGGGUUUGUAGACGUUGUUGAGACGCUCAUAAAGUGUGGUGUGGAUGCGGGUGCAACAGAUCGGGUGCUUUUACAGUCACUUAAGCCUUCUCUCCACACAAAUGUGGAUUGUACUGCACUGGUUGCAGCUGUAAUUCACAGGCAGGUUCCUGUUGUUGAUUUGCUACUGCAGAAUGGUGCUACGAUAGACCUCAAAGUGAGACUUGGAGCAUGGUCAUGGGACACUUCCACUGGUGAAGAGCUUCGUGUGGGUGCUGGGCUGGGAGAACCUUAUGGAAUCACCUGGUGUGCAGUUGAGUAUUUUGAAAGAAGUGGUUCUAUAAUACGCAAGCUCCUGCAGCAUGUCUCCUCCAAACCUCAUCGUGGAAGGACCCUUCUACACCAUGCCAUACUCUGUGGCAAUGUUGAGGCUGUUAAGGUACUCUUAGAAUGCGGUGAAGAUGUCGAAUCCCCAGUUAAAACAACCAGCAAGACUCAGUUCCUUCCUAUACACAUGGCAUCUCGUCUAGGCUUACCGACAGUUAUUCAAUGCCUUGUUGAUUUUGGUUGUGAUUUGAACUCCACAACAGACUAUGGCGACACAGCUUUGAUGAUCUGUGCAAAAUUUAAGCAAGAGGAGUGUCUCAACGUACUAACAAGGGCUGGUGCUGAUUUUGGCUUGGUGAAUAUUGCUGGUCAAUCUGCGAGUUCACUCUCUGAGUCAAACAAGUGGUCAAUUGGUUUUCAACAAGCAGUGUUGGAUACAAUCAAAAGCAGCAAGAUACCCAAAUCCAGCAAUACUACCACUUUUUCACCUUUAAUAUUUGUAGCUCAAUCUGGGGAUACUGAAGCAUUGAAAAUUGUCAUUGAAUCUAGAGAAUUUGAUCUUGACUAUCAAGAUGAUAGUGGUUUCUCUGCAGUUAUGCACGCUGCUUCAAAGGGGCACGUGGAUUCUUUUCGAUUGCUGGUAUAUGCUGGAUCCGAUGUGAAAUUGUGCAAUAAAUCUGGUGAAACAGCAAUAACCCUAUCUGAAAUGAAUCAGAACUGUGAUCUAUUCGAAAAGGUCAUGCUUGAAUAUGAGCUUGAAAAGGGCAAUAUCAAUGCUGGUGGAUUCUACGCUCUACAUCGCGCAGCUCGUCGUGGUGACUUGGAUGCCGUCACGUUGCUCACCAGCAAAGGUUAUGAUGUCAAUGCCCCAGAUGGGGAGGACUUUACUCCACUCAUGUUAGCAGCAAGGGAAGGCCAUGCGUCCGUUUGCGAGCUUCUAAUCUCAUGCGGUGCUCAUUGUAAUGCUAAAAAUGCUCGAGGGGAAACUGCACUUUAUCUAGCAAGGACAUUCUCUGGAGGUAAAAACGAUGCAGAAACUGUUAUACUCGAUGAACUUGCUCGUAAAUUGGUAUUAGGUGGUUCCUGCGUUCUGAAGCACACCAAAAGUGGGAAGGGUUCUCCCCAUGGGAAACAAAUGCGGAUGUUGGGUUCUGCUGGUGUUCUGUGUUGGGGUAAAUCAAGCCGGAGAAAUGUGAUUUGCAGUGAGGUAGAGUUAGGAGCAAGCUCAACCUUACGUAGAAAUAGGUACAAGAAAGGUGAUGCAGAUGAAGCUGGAACAUUUAGGGUGCUUACUAACAAGAACAGAGAAGUGCAUUUUGUAUGUGAUGGAGGAUUAGAAGGUGCUGAGCUUUGGGUGAGGGGUAUUAAACUUGUAACCAAAGAGGCUAUUUUUCAUAAGCAGAGAUCAGUCUAA
This is a messenger RNA of Sphenostylis stenocarpa, 2313 nucleotides long. The record is from the annotation of a GenBank genome assembly. NCBI's taxonomy places the organism in Eukaryota, Viridiplantae, Streptophyta, Magnoliopsida, Fabales, Fabaceae.